UUGCUUUCAUUUGGUAUGAAGUGAAAUUAAAUCCGUCAUUGGCUCUUUAAAUUUCUUUUCCGUUUCAGAUGCUCACUCUUCAACUUUUUCCCUUGCUACCAACAUACUCCGCUCCUUUCCAACUUCCAAAACAGAAAAUUACAACAAAGGAACCCAGAAAUAACAACCCUGUCCAAUUUCGAAAAUCAUUGUCAAGCCAAAACUUGUCCUCUGACAUUUCAGCCCCUGAUUCUGUGUCAACCGUCCAUGCAUUAAAAUCUUGCACUGCAUCGAGGAGCUUAGAACUAGGUUCUUGCAUUCAUGGGACGGUGUUGAAAUCUGGAUUGUGCACCAAUGUCUUUGUCAACAACUCUCUUCUGGAUAUGUACAUGAAAUGUGGGUCUACAGAAGAAGCUAGAAAACUGUUUGACCAUAUGCCUGAGAGGAACGUGGCAUCAUGGACAUCGAUGAUUUCGGGCUACUGCCACAAUGGAUUAGCUGAUGAAGGGAUUUCCACUUUUGUUCAGAUGCUGGAGAAUGAGGACCCCAAUGAGUUCACGCUAGCUGCUGCUUUACAAGCUGUUGCACAAAAAGGCAAUUUCAGAUUCCUUUCUGUUCUCCAUAGUUAUAUUGUCAAGAGUAGAUUUUCCGUGGAUAGCUUUUUGCAGAAUUCUUUGAUAGGAGCAUUUGCAAAAUCUGGGGGUUUAGUGGAUGCAAUCAAGCUUCUUGAGAGAUUUAGUUCCAGGGAUGUUGUUUCUUGGACUUCUGUUAUUUCAGCCUAUGUGCUACAUGGGUUGAUGCAAGAAGCGCUUCUGGUUUUCUUUAGAAUGCAAGAUGAUGGGGUUGUACCGAAUGAGGUAACAAUUUUGAGCAUUCUACAUGCAUGUUCCUUCAUUGGAGGACAGCGGAUAUUGCAAUGGGUUCAUGGGUUGGUGUCAAAAUUGGGUUGGUGCCGACAUGAACUUGUUUUGAAUUCUGUAGCUGAGAUGUACUUAACUAAUGGGUACUUCAGACAAGGAAUACAGCUUUUUUCUGAAUUUUGUUUUGAUGGUGAAGGACAAUAUUUUAGUCCGGAGACAAUGGCAACUCUCCUGCAGGGUUGUGGUCAUAUCCAUUAUUUGAAGUUUGGGAAACAGCUCCAUGGUUACCUAAUCAAGCACGGGUUUUCUUCUUGCAUUGUAGAAAAUUCUCUGAUUGACAUGUAUGCAGAAAACCAGAAAAGUGACUCGGCUUUCCAAGUCUUUGCGAGGAUGAAUGUAAGAGACAUUAUUUCUUGGAAUACAUUGAUUACAUGUCUUGUCAAGAAUGGUGAAUUCCGUGAGGCCUUGAUGCUGCUUAAAGAUGUUCACAACAAUCAUGGAGGAGAGAUGGUGCGUCCAGAUGUCAUCACCAUGUUGGCGUCAAUUCAAGCCUGUUCAAACUUGUCAUCAUUCAUCCCGGGGCAACUUAUUCACGGGUACAUAACCAAAGCUGGCUUAAUUUGCGAUAUCUUCAUUCGGAAUGCUUUGAUAGAUAUGUACGGAAGAUCAGGCAGGUUGGAUUUAGCAGAGAAAGUUUUUGAGGAGAUGCCCACUAAAGAUCUAGGUUCAUGGAAUUCAUUGAUUGCUGCAUACGGAAUCAAUGGAAAUGGGAGACCUGCUCUCCAUGCUUUCACCGAAUUAAGUAAAUCCAGUCCACAUAACCCAAAUGCUAUCACCUUCACCAACAUUCUUUCUGCAUGUUCACAUGCAGGACUAGUAGAAGAAGGCUACGAAAUCUUCAACCGCAUGAGGAGAGAAUAUGGAAUGGAACCAAGUAUGGAACAUUUUGUUUGCGUGGUGGAUCUCUUGGGGAGGUCAGGCAAACUUGAGGAAGCAGAAGACUUUAUAAAGGAAAUGCCUGUAACACCAGCCAACGAUGUUUGGUGUGCUCUGUUGGGUGCGUGUGGGUUCCAUGGAAAUAUUACCAUAGCUGAGAGAGUUGCGAAGAAGCUCUGUGUUCUGGAUCCCGAAGGCAAGGUUUGGAGAGUUGCCCUAUCAAACAUUUAUGCUAGCAGAGGCCAGUGGGAUAAUGCAGCGAAGGUGAGGGCACAGCUAAGGCAAGUAGAAGGGGUGAAAAAGGAAAGGGGAUGGAGUACCGUUGAAGUAGAAGGAGAGAUGUUCAGGUUCAUGGUAAAUGAUACAAGACAUCCAGAGAGUAAAUUGAUCUAUGCUAUCCUAAGUGGAAUGAUGAAACAUGUUAGAGAAAAUGCUAUAGAUCGAUUGUAAACAAUUAAACGGUCUGAGCAGUUGAAACAUAGACAACCAUUAGAUCUCAAGAGGGUGGUCCUUUAUCUUCCAAAUCUUGGUUGAAAUUCAAAUUGGGUUGCUCAAGUACCGAAGAAUUAAUCUAUUAACUGCUAAUGAUUUUUUUA
Molecule: messenger RNA, 2371 nt
Organism: Theobroma cacao (cacao)
Lineage: Eukaryota; Viridiplantae; Streptophyta; Magnoliopsida; Malvales; Malvaceae
Product: putative pentatricopeptide repeat-containing protein At3g01580
Biological process (GO): RNA modification
Molecular function (GO): RNA binding; protein binding
Source: RefSeq, a predicted model, not a curated record